GUUCACUCGCGGAUUGCAGUGAAGAAAUCCUCAGAUCAGUGAACCUUCACUGUGAUUUAUGAACUACUGCGAAAUGAAUUUAAGAAGUAUUUACGGAGAAAAAGGAUUGAUUUUAGUAUUUUAAGCUGGAAAUCAGCAGUUUGUGGAAUGAAUAUGGCGGGAAAGAGAUUAUGCCUCGGCUGGAAUCGGUUGCUUUUAUGUCUGCCCGUAGUUAUCUUCGUUCCCUAUUUGCUCUCAGUUAAGGAUCUCCAUCAACAAACGGAUUUGGAAAAUUUACAUAAAGUGAAACCGACAAAAUUCGAUCGCCUUGUUCUUGGCCCUGCUGCUGGCGAGGGACUUCCCGAUCGUUUGCAAUGCCGAGGUUGUACUUAUUAUCAGUGCACAAACUAGUGGUUUGAAUUGAAACUUAGAGGAAAGUAAUGCUUAUUAGUGUGUUUUGAAUUUGAUUGGUUAAAUAUUGUUUGUCGCGUAAAUUGCAUUUGGCGCAGUUGCUGGACCUGAACUCCACAUUAUCUUCUUAACAGCCAAUGGUUUUGCCAUAAUAUUCCUUUUUACCUUGAUAGUACUGGCAACCUCAUCUUUAAAGAAAUGCCUUGUUCUAUAUGUUGAGAUUUUGUACAGUUGUCUGGAUACUGUAGUAGUUCAUUUUUUAAACUCGUACCAUAUUAAGGAUGUCUGGUCUUUUCCUCUCUCCUUUGCUGACGAUCAUUGGCUGUAAGUGUUUUAUAUCAAACAGUUGCCAGUUCAUGGAUAUAUGAACUUAUUUUGUACAAACUCAAGUUUCAGUUAUAGUUAAAACACAGUUAGUUCCCCUUCAUAUGAUAAUUCUGCUAAGGGGUUAACCUGAAAUGUUUGCAGGGACAAAGGCUCUUAGCAAGAUGCAAUUUGGAACAUCCAUUAACAGGUCUCACUCAAUGGAUGGUGUAGAUUUUGUCACUGUUUUUACUACCUACAACUCCACUGUUGAGAGUAGACCAGUUGAUUUGGUAACUGUUGGAAACGUGUCGUAUAACAAAGUGGAGAGAUCAAUGGCCAUUCUCAGUGCUUUCAUAAAUUUCAUUCAGGUUACCAUGCCUCAAAGCAAUGUUAUCAUUCUUACUGACCCCGCCUGUGACCUUUCACUGCAUAGAGACAUGGUUACUGUACAACCGAUACCAGGUGAAUAUUCCCGAGACAAGUUGAUGCUCCAAAGAAUCAGGUCUUACAUUGCCUUCCUAGAAGCAAAGCUCGAGAAGCUGACUCAAAAGCAGGAGCAACUCGCUCAUUUCAUUUUCACGGAUUCUGAUAUAGCUAUAGUGGAUGACCUAGGACGAAUAUUUACCGACUAUCCUAAUUUUGAUGUGGCUCUCACCUUCAGAAACAACAAAGAGCAACCUCUAAAUUCUGGUUUCAUUGCAGUAAGGGGAACUCCUGAGGGGAUUAAAAGGGGGAUGGCUUUCUUACACGAUGUGCUGGAAGCUUAUACUUCAAGAUUCAUGAGAGCUUCCCGGAUGCUUGGAGACCAAUUAGCCCUUGCGUGGGUUUACUAUUUUUGCCAUGCUCAACGUAUAACUGGACACCACCCGAAGGUGCAGGUCAGUUUCACGGCAUGCCAUUGGAUGUGA
This is a messenger RNA of Striga asiatica, 1604 nucleotides long. Lineage: Eukaryota; Viridiplantae; Streptophyta; Magnoliopsida; Lamiales; Orobanchaceae. The record is from the annotation of a GenBank genome assembly.